Molecule: messenger RNA, 618 nt
Organism: Drosophila eugracilis
Lineage: Eukaryota; Metazoa; Arthropoda; Insecta; Diptera; Drosophilidae
Product: nucleosome assembly protein 1;1
Exons: 2
Coding region: 256-582 (108 amino acids)
Source: RefSeq, a predicted model, not a curated record
GCAUGCCUUGAAAGUGCUGACCUUGAUCACUCACUAGAAACCUCAAACUCAAACUCAAUAGCUAUGCUAAUAUUUUGUUAGUUGCUAUUAUUUAGAAUUUUAGGGCAAUUCGUUGAUCUUGGGUUAGUCAAACACUGUCUUUUGGGUCGAACGAUUCGCCAGACAUUUUGCCAACAAAUUUUUGGGUAUAUAAGCCGAAGCUAAAAGUUAACUUAACAUCGAAAGCUUCUCAAGCCACAAUCUCUAUUAUCAAACAUGCAGUCCAACAAGGGUCUCCUCCUGGUCUUCGGUGUCCUCGUCAUGGUGAUUGCCGCCAGCCUAUCUCAGAAAGUUGUGGAUCAGGAAAACGAUGCCAUCAGUGAUCGUCGCUUCCGUUGGGAAUUCUCGCAAGAUUCCGAUGAGUCUGCCAAUGAUUUGCAAGAAGACGACGACGACGAGGAUGAUUCCGAGCUGGAUGAUGAUGAUGAUGAAGAAGAUGAUGAAGAUGAUAUCGGUAGUGACGAGUCUGACGACUUGAAUACCGUGGAGAUUAUUACGUACACUGAACCAGCAUCAUCUGAAAGUGCCUCCAACGAAGCUUAAAAAAUAAUUUAUCAACAUUUGUUUUUAUAAUUAGUA